AUGGACAAGUUGUACACCACACUGACCAAUCUCACUCCGUACAUCCACCCAACAGCAAGAAACAUUCUAUCUUCACCGUCCACACGCUCUACUCUCGCUAUACUCGCUGGGUUAUAUCUCGUUCGAAAAGUCAACAAUGGUCUAUCUUAUGGCGUCCUGAACAACUGGCAAUCAGCCAAACCAUGGAAAGCAGAAAAUGAACUCGCCAUCGUCACAGGAGGAAGUAGUGGAAUCGGGAAUAACCUCGCUUUCGACCUAACCCGACAAGGUGUCAAGGUUAUCGAGUUGGAUAUUCAGGAGCCGAAAGAUCUUCCACCAAACGCCCACUUUAUCAAAACAGACAUCACCAUCGCAGAAAGCAUCAAGGAUGCAGCAGAUAUAAUCAGGAAAGAACACGGCGAGCCGACAAUCCUCAUCAACAAUGCUGGCGUCUUUUACAACGGGACUAUCUUAGAUGAACCCGAGUCUUUGAUCAGAAGAACUCUGAAUGUGAAUACACUCGCGCACUUUCUCACCGCGAAAGAGUUCCUCCCGUCCAUGAUUGAGAAGAAUCACGGCCAUAUCGCAAUCGUCGCCAGUAUGGCUGGCCAUCUAUGUCUAGGGGAAAUGGUCGACUACGCCUCUGCCAAAGCCGGUGCUGUUGCGUUCUACGAAGGCAUCACUCAGGAACUGCGACUGUGGCAUAAAGCACCGAAGAUCAGAACGAGCCUCAUCCUCCCAAUGUGGGUGGACACUCCCCUCAUCACCAACCUCACAGCCGCAGGCGACAAAUUCAACCAACCAGUCCUGGAUACAAAGGUCGUCUCCGAAGCCAUCGUCAACCAGAUUGUCGCGCAGAAAAGCGGCCAGAUUAUUCUGCCCACAUACAGCACUGCGAUCAGUUACAUCCGCUCAUUCCCUGUCUGGCUUCAAGAAGUAGGACGGACUUUCGGGUCGGGGAUUAUCAAGAAUGUGCGUGAUGAGGUCUGGUCCAAGACUGCUUAGUAUAAUCAAUUUCGAUAUGUACAUAUCUAGGAUAUGAGAUGGUAAAUCUGAUAUGGCUGUAAUUUUUCUAUAUGCAUAGAGAUACUCCCAUUAUCGACAGAUAAUACUAGAUAGACAAUCUAAGUCCCUACUUCCAGCCCUCGAAUCGUAGCCUCAAGCGGAAAUAUCGACUUUUCCACCUCCAACCCAGCAUACACACGAUCAAACCUUCCCUUCAAAGCCGGAUGCUUCUCCCACUCAAACUCAGGGUCCCGAAGCCAAAGACGUAGAAGAUGGCGUUGCUUCUCUUCCGUAUCACUAAACGCCCCCCGCGCAUGAAAGAUGCUGAGAUUAUUCGCGUACUGGAUAUCGCCUUUGUGAAAGUCCAGCGCGACGGCGUAUUUCUCGGAGAGAAAGUGC
Molecule: messenger RNA, 1383 nt
Organism: Aspergillus wentii DTO 134E9
Lineage: Eukaryota; Fungi; Ascomycota; Eurotiomycetes; Eurotiales; Aspergillaceae
Exons: 4
Coding region: 1-984 (327 amino acids)
Molecular function (GO): oxidoreductase activity, acting on the CH-OH group of donors, NAD or NADP as acceptor
Source: RefSeq, a predicted model, not a curated record